Parnassius apollo (apollo) is the source of this 756-nucleotide messenger RNA. The record is from the annotation of a GenBank genome assembly. Lineage: Eukaryota; Metazoa; Arthropoda; Insecta; Lepidoptera; Papilionidae.
AUGAACUCAAUAUUAAGAAGUAGAUGUUUAUCGGCAUGUCGUGUAUUUUCUACUUCAAGUGUAAGACAAUGUGCCGUACCACCAAAGAAACCGAAAAAGUUUAUUGGUCCUAUUACAUGGAAAUCAAUGGCCGUGACUGCUGUGGUCGGUGGUAGUUUGACUGCAUUCAUGAUGUAUGUUAGGAAAGAAAAAGAAGACGCUUUAGAACGCGAAAGGAAACGACAGCUUGGUAAAGCAAAGAUAGGAGGAACAUUUGAACUUGUGGAUCCAGAGGGUAAGGUUGUAAAAAGUACAGACUUAUUAGGGAAAUGGUUACUUAUAUACUUUGGAUUCACACAUUGCCCAGAUGUUUGUCCAGAUGAGUUAGAAAAGUUAGCUGAAGUAGUUAAUUUACAUGAUAACACUCCAUCGUCACCUCCUCUACAGCCUGUCUUUAUUUCUGUAGAUCCAAAACGAGACACUCCAGAAAUAGUUGGAAAGUACUGUAAAGAAUUUUCACCUCGUUUCCUUGGACUAACUGGAACUGAAGAGCAAGUACAAAAGGCGUGCAAAUCCUACCGAGUGUAUUUCAGCGCGGGACCCCGAGAUGUUGAUAAUGAUUACAUUGUGGACCACACAAUUAUUAUUUAUCUAGUAGAUCCAGAUGGAGAAUUUGUCGAUUACUAUGGUCAAAACAGAAGUGCAAAGGAAAUCCAUGACUCGAUGCUUGUUAAUAUCCAAAAAUAUGAGGCUUCAAAGAACAAGUCAUGGUUUUAG